UCCUCUCCCAUUCCCCAGAUCCAAUCAAGGCACCCCGCCGCCCCCGCCUACCUCUCCCUCCCGCGAUUCCCACCCCCGCCACCCCCACCCACCACUGCCGACCUCGUCUCCGCCAUGCAUCCUCUCCCCUCGCCUUCCUCUACGGCUCCAAGGCUUGGCGCUCGACGAGGGGGGAGCAGUGAGGCCAAGGUGGAGGAUAUGGAUGGGGUGCAUGUUCAACUGCUUCCGUGCGGCUGGCGAAUCGCCGUGCACCGGGCGCGCCCGCGCCCAGCUCCCCUCGGAUCUAGGCUCGAUGGAGCGGAGAUGAAGAUCAAGGCGCUCGUCGUGCUGAAGCCGUCAGCCGGAGGCGCCAGGGGCUCCUCCUCCAGCGGCGGGCAGGGCUCCAAGGCGCUUGUGCUGGCCAACACUACGGACGUCAGCCACUUCGGCUUCUUCCGGCGCGGCACCGCACGCGAGUUCAUCGUCUUCGUCGCCCACACCGUCACCCAGCGCACCCAGCCUGGCCAACGCCAGUCCAUCCACCACGAAGGACAAUGAAAGUCCUUUGUUUGGAGAGGGAAACCAAGUUGAAGUGCUCGCGGAGGAGGCCAAGGCGCAGUAAGACAAGGCCGUCUUCAAGGUGCUCGAUCUGGUACGAUCUUUUAACCUCGGAAGGUUGAACCUCUCACAGACGAUGACCGUCAUCGGUGAGCUGCUGGUUGCCUCGGCCUCCCACGGCAUCUCCGACUGCCCCCACUCUUCUGACGAGCACAUGCUGCAGCUCCUAGAG
Molecule: messenger RNA, 769 nt
Organism: Triticum aestivum (bread wheat)
Lineage: Eukaryota; Viridiplantae; Streptophyta; Magnoliopsida; Poales; Poaceae
Exons: 3
Coding region: 115-537 (140 amino acids)
Biological process (GO): endoplasmic reticulum to Golgi vesicle-mediated transport
Cellular component (GO): Golgi apparatus
Molecular function (GO): SNAP receptor activity
Source: RefSeq, a predicted model, not a curated record